Molecule: messenger RNA, 573 nt
Organism: Anneissia japonica
Lineage: Eukaryota; Metazoa; Echinodermata; Crinoidea; Comatulida; Comatulidae
Exons: 7
Coding region: 115-573 (152 amino acids)
Biological process (GO): G protein-coupled receptor signaling pathway
Cellular component (GO): membrane
Molecular function (GO): G protein-coupled receptor activity
Source: RefSeq, a predicted model, not a curated record
GGCGCUGCUUCUACUGUCGCAUUGUUUUUUGGUAUUCAUUAUGGGUAUAGCGAUCAGAGUGGAUGCUGGUUAAGGUUCGAGACUGGAAGUCUAGUAGCAUUCAUAUUUCCAGCUAUGGCCCUAAUCCUGAUUCGGAUUAUAUUAAUAGUUUUUAUGUUAACGAAAGAAAUAAAAGGAAAGAAACGACAAGAAUAUAUUAAAGCUCAAAUAAGACGCUGUAUAAAAUGCAGUUGUUUUUUGAUUCCCUACUUCAUCCUUACUUGGGUUUUUGCGUUAAUGGUGGACGAGCAGUAUAUAUUCUGGUUGAUGUUUUAUAUUCUAUUUUCGUUGAAUGGCGUAUUUGUCGCCCUUUAUUGUUACUGUUCAUUUGAGAUGAGUGAAAUUCGGCGACAAGAUCGGUCAUUAUCUUCGCAAUCACUGAAUCGCUCGUCAACCUCUGUCGACAAAAUGGGUGACCCAAUAGUAUUGGCUUUAGGAGAGCAGCCAGGGUCUAAAACUGAUUUAGCUAUUAGUAAGACACCGAUCAUAUUUAUUCUAUUCAGUAAUUAUAGAUAUUGUUUGUUCAAAUAUUGA